GGCUUUUUUUACUGGCGUGGUCGGUCAAACGUGUCGCUCUUGGAUACGCAUUUGAAUCUUGUUAUCGACAAGAAAUACUUCACAUAGGCCUAUUCUGGAUCAUUUUUGAUAUGCUAUCCAACAGAGAUUCUAACGAUGAAGACGAUAUUUCUCCUAGAGUGAAGUUGUCCGCGUCAACAAUUUAUGAUGAAAGUGUCGAUGUGGUUGACGCUGAAGAGGUGCAAAGCGUGUCGUCGUCGAACAGUAGCAAUAUAAAUGAAGUUUACUGCCAUACAGAUAGUCCUCCCACACCUGUUCCCUAUAGCAAUUCCGACAGCUUUCACAAUGCGAAGCUGCAAGAGGCCAGUACUUCGGGGGCAGAUACCGCUGAUCACAGAGCAUCUCAUCUCUCAUCAUCAAGGAGAGUCCCAGUGAGAUAUAACACAGCACACUCUGAUAAUAGUGAAGAUGAUGAUGAUGAUGAAGAUGAUGAAGAUGAAGAUGAUGAUGAUGUUCAAGCUGCAACUUUGGAAGGUUCCUAUGACCCAUCAGAAUUUGAGCACCUUCCUGUUGCAGCAGAUAUUAAAGAAUUAUUUCAGAAUAUAACAAGGUAUACACCUCAGAAGGUAGAAUUGGACUUCAAACUUCAACCAUUUUUACCAGAAUUCAUUCCUGCAGCAGGAGACAUUGAUGCAUUUCUGAAGGUUCCGCGUCCUGAUGGCCAGUCUGAUGGUACAGGCCUUCACGUUUUGGAUGAACCAUGUGCCUGCCAAAGUGAACCUGCAGUUCUACACCUGCAACUGCGAGCUGUUGCUAAGCAAUCAUCAGGAAGUGCUGUUGUAGUGAAGAAGGUUGAGAAUGCUGAAAAGAACUCACGUGCUAUUGACAAAUGGAUAAAAGAUAUCAGUGAUCUUCAUCUUAGCAAACCACCACCAACUGUUCACUACACUAAACCAAUGCCAGAUAUUGAUAACCUAAUGCAGGAAUGGCCAGCUGAAUUUGAGCAGCAGUUGCAGGAAAUUGGUUUACCAACAGCUGACUUGGAUUGUAACCUGCUGAAAUAUGUUGACAUCAUAUGCAAUUUUUUCGAUAUCCCUAUAUAUGAAUCAAGGAUACAGUCACUACAUGUGCUGUUUUCAUUGUAUGCAGCUGUUAAAAAGCAUGUGAACAAUAAUCCAGUAUGAUUACUCAGCUCUCAUACAUCUGAAGUGGCGUUUCAGGCUAACAUUGUAUCACAGUUACAGAAAAAUGAUUCAAAAAUGUGCAUAAACAUGUAAUAAAUGAUUUUAUGUGAGUUUAAUAGCAUAAAUUUAUGUACUUUCCAUAAAAUUAUUAAAACAGUAACAGAACAUUCAA
Schistocerca piceifrons (Central American locust) is the source of this 1335-nucleotide messenger RNA. RefSeq names its product intraflagellar transport protein 46 homolog (gene IFT46). The record is from RefSeq and is a predicted model, not a curated record. The transcript has 8 exons. Lineage: Eukaryota; Metazoa; Arthropoda; Insecta; Orthoptera; Acrididae. The coding region runs from base 111 to 1163 and encodes 350 amino acids. Gene Ontology annotation, biological process: intraciliary transport; cilium assembly. Gene Ontology annotation, cellular component: intraciliary transport particle B; motile cilium; centrosome.